GGUCGUCCUCUGUAGCUGUGCGGGAUUUUUGCUCUCGGCCGGUUCGAGCUCGGCGAUGUCGAACAGUUUCUUCAUCUGCUCAUUGGAAAUUGACUUCUUAUAAACUGCGCCGGCAAUGUUUCUUGUCUUCCUGAGGUCUUUUACGAUUGCUCUAGUACUUUAUUUGCCUCAGUAAAAGCGGGGUCAGCGACAGCGCAAAACGGUUUGUUGUGCGGCGGCGAGCGAGGGAAACGAUCAGUCGCGGCUCUUGUGGAUUUUAGUGAUAAACUUUUGUAAUAGUUACCAUCUUUCUUCCUCAAAGACGUGUAAAAAUACUUCAGAGAAACAUUCAGUUCUUCUUUUGACAUUUCUUCUGCCGAUUUUGAAAAUUUGGUGCCACCAGCACUGAAAGCUAUUCUGUAACAUUAACGUAAACAUUGUUGUUGUUAUGUAAUCUCUAUGAAUGGGUAAAAUCUGAAUCUGCUUUUUUGAUCCAUUUUUUUGUCGACGAAACUUGGCUUCCCGCGAAAAAGUUUAUGCCGAGCGACAUUUACCGCAUUCAUUUCCAUAUAAGGUCAACCGCAGGUAUGGUGGCUGGUAACCGAGGUCCAGUGAACCAAUCAGAAAGCUAGAAUUGCACUAUCCGAUGUUGAGAAUUUAAUAAUGUCGAAAUAUACAACAGCUCUUCCGUAUUGAUUAGCUUUAUUUUCUAUGGCAUGGUAUAAAUAAUGAUAUCCAACAGAAUUAAAAAUGGAUAGUGUGUUUAUUUACUUGUUUGCUUUGCUUUUGCUCGGAUCGCGUUUCAAUAUAGAUGCCAUGGCUUAUCGUGGCGACCUGAUCGGCUGUACUAUCAAGUUCGAGAGGAUCACGAACGGUAAAGUGCCUGUGGCGUUCACACUGAAUGGAAGACGAAUCACGGAAGAUGAGAUAUGGAUAGACUACACUCCGGGCGGGAAACUAAUGUACCCUUACAUAGGCAUGGGUCACCAAGGAAUAAGAGUGUUGGCCAAGAUGCGUCCCAGUAGAGAGAUCACGGAUGAACAGCAGAUUUUCCGCCCAAUCACAAGGGAAAAAGGCUCACGUAGCAGCGAUCUUCAACUUGAGCAACAGGUUAUCCGGAUGGCUUUAAAUGAUAUAAAGGUGAUGAAGGAAACUGUCGACGCUGACUGCAACACAUUCAAGAAGGAAAUGCAUGAAAUAUCGAUUCAUCUGGAAAAGGCUAAAAGAGAAUCAGAGGCACUGGAAGGUAAACUAGAUUCCUCCUUCGAGCGACUAAAAGAUAUGUUUCUUGAGGAGAGACCGCAAUGGGUGGAGAGUACGGCGCCUGAGCUUGACCGCGAAGUUAUGGCGAGGUGGGAUAGGAAACUCUUCGAAAAAGAAGAAAAAGAAAGAAAAAGAGAAGAACCCAUCAUUGUCGAUCUUUUGAGGAUGAUUAGACGGGAACUGGAGGAUCUUGGUAAGAAGACAAAGGAAAACACAGACGACAUGUUAGAGGAAAUAAAACAGCUUAAGAAUGACGCACAUCUUCAACAUCUUUCUCUGAAGUCAAAGAACGAGGGCCUUGAUAAAAAAUUCCUUGAGCUGGAAGAGCUGAUUCAGGGAUGCUGCACAAUUAAGAAGAUCUCAUUUUGGAUACUUGAGGGCUCCGAAGACUGACUGACUGAUCGGCAACAAUCUGUAUCAGAUCCAGUGAUUUAUUCUCUUCGGGGUGGAUUGAGCGAAGUCGAUAUUUCUAUAUUUAGUGGCUUGGAUAUGUCAAUUCUUGCGUGUUCCAGCGAUCAGGGAGAUAUUUCUAAAUCAAAACAAGGCAAAAUGCUGUUUCGUUAGAUACUUAGUUUGCUUUUAUGUUAACCUUUAGAUAGUUAACAGGAGUUUUUAAUAGAUAAGACGGUUUUUAAAAUGUUUGCAACCAAAGGGCGAGAUGUCCCCCUUAUGACGGGCAACUUCUACAACCAAAUUGUCCGUGUCCACACCCUUACUUGUUUUGUAUAUCGAGAUUUGCCCGUCAGGACUUCUCGUCACUUGUAGUUCUUCAAAGGGGACUAUCUAACUUCUUCAUUUCGUUAAAGUUACUUUCAACAGCGCAGUUGGACGCAGGACAUGUCGGCAAAGUUAUCAGAGUAGCAAAUAUUAUUAGUUAGAACUGGAGGCUCGCACCCUUGAAAACAUUCUAGGGCUUUUCAAUCUCUCUGACGUUCCAUUUGUGCUUUCAUCUUGUGAACUCAUUAUUAAAACUGGUCCCUGCAUGGCGACCUACAGUCUCUUCUAUAAUAGUUGCAGAUAUCGCCACUGACUCUUAGUAUGAAUCCCUCAAGGUUAACAUGCGUCGACAGUAGUGUAAAACGUAGGGUUUGAACUUGAUUUCUCCAUUGAAUAGCGUUUUUGAUAUUCUCAAAGAUUUUUUUCCAUAUUCUCUAAUGUAAAAUCACGAAACGAAAUGUAAAUAACACUGUCAAACCAGCCAAUUCAAUCACACACGCUGUUUGAAAAGUUUCAGUUUCCCUUGGAAUGCCAGAGGUUCGUUCGCGCUUGCUAAGUGGGUAUAUGGUCGUAACGAGCCUGCUAAGUUGAUGUGUAAAUUAAUUUGUAAUGAGUGUAUUACACCACAAUGUAUAUAUAUACAACGCGCACGAGUGUGUCGGUUCGUUAUCUCCCUUCGUUUUUUUUCCUGGACGAUUUUGAAAGGCUUGUUUUCACUAGCGACGAAGUUGGUGUCGGAGUCGUAGUCGGAGUCGUAAGAGCACUUACGACCUAGUGUUCCCGAAAUCGAGCAUUUUGACUGGUUUAUUCUUCUGCUUCUGCUUCCU
Messenger RNA from Orbicella faveolata, 2786 nucleotides. RefSeq lists its product as uncharacterized. Lineage: Eukaryota; Metazoa; Cnidaria; Anthozoa; Scleractinia; Merulinidae. The record is from RefSeq and is a predicted model, not a curated record.